Molecule: messenger RNA, 3580 nt
Organism: Porites evermanni
Lineage: Eukaryota; Metazoa; Cnidaria; Anthozoa; Scleractinia; Poritidae
Source: the annotation of a GenBank genome assembly
AUGGCGGAAAAAGCGGAUUUGCUUUCCCUUGGAACACACUGUAGUUUAAAGGAUUGUAAACGGCUCGACUUUCUACCUUUCAGAUGCUCACAUUGCAAAGAGAUUUUCUGGUAAGGGUUUUUUAAAAUAUUUUACUGAACACUUCUGACUGCUUUCCAGUGGUGGAUGUUCUUCCCCCACAGUGUAACUUUCAUUUUGGGGCUAGCUUUAACUAGUCCCGUUUGUAGUGUUAUUUACAAUGUAGAGUCUCAGCCUCUUUUUUUGAGCCAGAAAGAUGCCUUUCUGACCUUUUUUUUUUCAAAGUUUCGGCUCGACCAUUGGCCAUGUUUAAAGUUUGAAACUUGAAACUACAUUCAGCUUUUGCUUCUCUACUGUACUAAUUUAUUGUUCAGCUAUUAGGUAUUUAAUAUUUAAAUUCUUCUUUUUUAUGAGCAAAUUAAUAACAGAAAGGAAAUGAUGAUUUUACAAAGGAUGAUUAUGCUCCUUGCUAUUUCCUGUUAACUUGUGUUUCUUGUUUCUUACUAGUUUGGAUCAUCGCACACCUGAAGGCCAUCAAUGUCCAGAUGUCGUUACAUCUGAUGUACGUAGUGCCAAAUAAAAAGUAACAGUUACUUUAAUUUUACUCCAGCCUGCCUUUUGCAGAGACUGGGGGUUUCAAGUGGUCUUGAUAAAACCCAUCCCUGACACUACUGCCUGAAAAGUUCCAGUAACUUUCAAAGAGAACCAGUCCCUUGAGCGGGAGGAUGUUGGUUCAAACCAGAACUCAGGGGCGGAUCUAGGGGGAGGGUGCAGGGGGUGCGCACCCCCCCCCCCCGAGAUGACCUGCAGUUUUCUAAUACAACUGGUAUUCUGCAAAAAAAAAACUAUGUGGUUUAUUGGUGUUGAAGUAGAGCGAGAGACGAGUGCACCCCCUCCUAAAAAAAAUCCUGGAUCCGCCCCUGAGAACUGGAUUAUAAACCAGGUUCUUUGGUUCCUUAAAAUACUGGUCAUCGCUUUAUGUAAGGGAAUACAGAUUCUGGAAUCCAGGAAAUGUUUGAUUGCAGAAUCUGGAAUCUUGGAAUUUUUUCCUUGUGGAAUCCAAAUUCCUGGGCUUUGAAAUCCAGAAUACAGUAUCUGGAAUCCAAACUUCACAGGGUGAAGUCUAGAAUGGAAGACUGUCUUGGAUUUCCUUACAAUAGGGUGAUGGUAAGAUCGGGCUGGCUGUGAUUUAAGACCUUGUUUCAGUUCAGAUGAUCACAUCAUUGGGUGGUGAAGUUAUGCUGUUGGCCUUGUCUUCUUUAUCAUUCAGAUUUUAUUGCUCAAUGCUAAAGAGCCCACCCUACUGUUUGAAAACAGUAGGGGAUGUUUCCUGGUGGCAUGGUCUACCUUUCAAACAUCAUUUAUAUCGUGGGCUGCUUAUAUGCUGACAUCCGAGCUUACUGUUAAGAUGUUAAUACGUUAUGUGUUUUUUAUGGAGCGGACAUGUCUUUUGUCCUCUCAUACUUGACAUUUUAUCCACUCGUUCAUUCAUACUGCUGUAGCAGCUAUGUGUUGUAUGUCAGCAGCACAAAUUUGUUGUACUUUUUGCUAAUUUCUGGCUUCUCAACCAACAGGUUCAUGUUCCUGUUUGUCCGAUCUGUAAUCAAAUCAUAAAGAAAUCCAAAGAUGAAGAUAUCAAUAGACAGGUGAGCAAUUAAACUAAUCAUAUUUGUCUGAAAUGUGGUCGUACUUACUGACAGUGAGUCACAUGUUAAAUAUGGAUCUUGGCAAAUUGUUAGAAGUACCUCUAAUUAAAGCUGCAUUCACUUAAAAUGCCAACAUUUGGUGGUGGUUUAUGGGAUGUUGUCAAACCACAGUGGUCUCCAUUAUGAAAAGGUCACAUAUCUUUUCAUUUACUAAAAGAGUAGUGCACAAAAUUCCUGAUUUUCCAUAUGAGCAGUUGCCAUGUUUUCUACAAAUUUUUUUGACUUAUACUGUGAGUUUCAUAGUACAUACAGCAAACUUAGGCAUCAGACCAUGAAGUUUUUGCUUGUAAUUGCUUGUCACCCUAACAAGUGGCCAUGGUUGUUCAUGAGUUAUUUAAGAGGUUAACUUAAAAUUGAUUUGACUAGGAAUUUUUUUUGUUUUGGAAAUGUGGUUGCUUACAAAUGGCGAUCUCUUGCAUUGAUUUUAAGAAGUUUUCUCACAUAGAAGUGGACUGUAAAACAAAAAGUGGACUGUAUUAUUUUACAACUGGAAUAUAUUGUGCUGGCAUUUAAGGAUGAUGUUUCAGUAUCGUGUGAAAAAACAGGAAAGCAAAGGAGUAGUGAUGUCACUGGAGGGCAUUAACGGCUGGUUGAUUCAGACAUUACUGAGGGAGUAAAAACAACUUGAAGUAAUCGUCUGAAAUUCAGGCUAUUCAUUGAAAUUUCAAAUCAUACCUAAUAAAAGUUAUACUUUUCCUUUUUUAAAAAAAAAACAAAUUAACAAAUCUUAAACAGUGGCAUGCAAGUGUGAGAUGGUUGGCCGAUUUCACCCUCAUUGUACAACCACUCAUUGCAGUUGUCAUUGUGUCGUUUGUUUUACAUGAAAUAGGUAGAACAGCAUAUUAUGAGUGGCUGCAAGACCCUGGUUCUUGGAAAACCAAAGAAAAGCAACAAGUGUUCUUUGAAAACUUGUCGGCAGCAUGGUCUUAUGCCAUUUGUGUGCCCUGACUGCCGUAGGAACCACUGUAUAAGGUGAGAAACAUUUGAUUGACAUUUACAUUAUGAAAAGAAGUCAGUGUUUUUUUUCAUUGGUAUUAUGCAUAGAACAUUGCAAUUCAAUGAAUCAGCCCAUUUGCUGCUAGAAACUUUUCUCCCAAAAAUGCCAUUUGAAGCUAGUGAAACCUUUAUCUUAUGACAAGCUCUCCAAAAAGUGACUUUAGCUUAAUCAAGUGCUAAAGUAUGUCUUGGCUGCACAGGCUAAUGAAAAAGAAGCCAAUGAUCCAAAAUGUGAUUAAUUUUUACAAGUUGAACUAACGCUAUGCUUGCUUUCAUUCCUGGUGCACGAAGUUGACUCUGCAAGCUUGGAUUUUUUUCUGCUCACUUUUUUUUUUUUGCUCCCCUUCCUUGUUUCUCAUUUUUGCAGGCCUUUAGUGAGCUUUCAAUAUAAGUAUUAUAAAUAUUUUAAAGAUAGUAGGGGUGUUAGCGGAUAUAUGUAUCAAAUUUUUUUUCCUGUGAAUGACUCAACACUUAAUCAUGCUCAUUUGGGCAAAUGAUGUCACUUGAUAAUUUUGUGCAACAGUUCAAACACCAAAAAAGUAAACAAACAAACAUUCACAUCUGUUUUGCAAAAAAAUUCCAGCCUUUUUUCAUUGUAAUGUCUGGGCAAUACCCUGGGUGCCAGAGACUUUUUAUGCACAGUCUCCAGUUCCUGUCACGUCUUUGUAGUGACACGCCAACACCGAAGUAUUCCUCCACAUGCAGUCAGAAAAAGUUCUCUGGUACCCGGGAUAUGUAUGCAAAGACCUGUAUGUCUUACAAAAAUUGAAAUGACUUCUUUUUUUUUCUUUUUCAGGCACAGGCAUGCAGAAGAUCAUCUUUGUACUGCUUUACAAGUGCCAAUUAUAUCCUGUGCUUGA